AUGGCUUCAAAAGCAAAGACGGGCCCACUGAGGCUAUCAAUACCCAAACCAAGCUCUAAAUCAACGAAGUCCCAACUACCCCCCACUCAAAAUUCCACAAGCCAUGAUUUCUUGGAUAUCUCCAGGACAAUCCCGGAUGAUGACUACUCUCAAGAUGCCUUUUCAUUGUCCCCAACGUUUAAUGGCCAAAGCGGCUUUAAUGACUUGAGCCAAUGGGCCUUUAAUGAUGCUGUCUUGUUGAGCUCCGAUAUAAGCUCCACCAGCGAGGCUACUGAGGAAUCGUUUGACACCAGAUCAAUCCAAGCGGGCGAUUAUGAUAUGUCAGAUGCCCAGAUGCUUCCAUUUUCUUCGUGUUCUCCUACAUUGUUCCCCAAGGCCGAUGGAUCCAUGGACCAGUCUCUUUCUGAAUUCGGACAGCUUUCUGGCAUCUCAAGCUCUCAGGACAGCAGCCCACAGUUAUGUUUUCGCAAUCCACAGGGAUAUCAGGAUUUUAAUGCUCUAGGCUUCUCUUUUGAUAAUGACGCAAUGCACCAUGCUACCGGGAUGAAUGAUGUAAAACCCAUGGGAUUAAGUGUGGCCCCUCAGAGGAUGGUCAAAUCCGAAACAUUUGGACAGGUUCCGUGGGAUUCUAUCUCUGGCGAUAUCAACGCCGCGUCCAAUGUGACUCUCAGUGGCAGUCGUAUCAACAGGCUUCCGGCCACGCCUCCACUCACUGAGGCCAGUCAGGAUAUGUCUGUCACUUCCGCUUGCACUCAAACGUACACCUUCCCUAACCAAGACGGCUCUCAAUUUGUCGAUCUCUCUGAUACAUCCUCUCUUUCCAACCAAAAUUUCAGCAUUGGGGCCCCCUUUCACCCUCUCACACCACCUCUCACUGAGCUGGACCCAAAUAGGACAAUCCGCCCACAAAAGCAAUCCCAUAGGCCAAUUCUUUCUGCUGCAAUCACUUGCGCCUCGGACAAGGAGUCAGAGUUCUUUUCCUUGCAACAAACUAUGGGCCAAAAGUCAAAGGAUCCCUCUGACGGGAAAAAUCCUCGUGACCAUGCUUUUUACUCUCUUCCAACCCGGAGCGAUGGAAAAUACCACUGCCCGUACGCCACUGGAGAUAACCCUUGCAAGCAUACUCCUACAACUCAGAAGUGCACUUACCACAAAUAUCUGGAUUCCCACUUGAAGCCCUAUCGAUGCAAGGUCCCACAAUGUGUUGAUGCCCACUUCUCCUCCAAUGCAUGCCUAUUCCGCCAUGAGCGUGAAGCCCACGGGAUGCAUGGUCACGGCGAGAACCCCCACUUGUGCCGCUUCCCUUCCUGUGACAGAUCUAUUCCUGGAAACGGAUUCCCUCGUCGCUGGAACCUCCAUGACCACAUGAGGCGUGUGCAUGAUUAUACUUGCUCCGAGAAGGCCAGCUCACCUGAAGGAUCGCCAAUCGCAUCAGGAAAAUCUCCAGCAGGCAAGAAGAAGGAGACAGCCAUCCGCAAGCGCAAGGGUGUCGUCUCUGGUACCCAGACAAUCAAGCGGGUCAGACCCACACAGGCUCAGUCCCAAUCGCAAGCUGCCAUGAAAGCCUCCCAAGCACAUACCGACCAGCAGCUUCAGAAUGCGGAGAAGAACUAUAAUGCCUGCUUGUCAGAGAUCAAGAAAGAUCUCGAUAACAUCAAUCCUCAGGACCCAGCAAUGCAUGAGCGUAUUAAUGCAAGGCUUCAGGAACUGCACACCCAUGCAUUGAAUUAUCGAUAUAUCAAGGCUAGCCAAUUGGCGACGAAGAGAGGAUCCGGGAGCUCCUCAUAAGUCCCACCUAAAAACAUCUUUCGGAAUUACUUUUCUCUGGUGAUUAUUACACAUGUGUUUUUUGUAUGAUCAGUAUCGGCGUUUUCUAUUUUGUUUUUCUUUCGGUUUCGACCCAGUUUUGGACUCUCCCACGGCCCGAUUUAUGGAUUGCAUCCGGGACCUCUAGGAAAAAAAAAAUGUUUCUUUCUCGACGAAUGCGGAUAACAGGCCCAAUUUUCUCCUGCCUAGGGAUAUGGCAAAAACGUUUUAAAGGAUAUUUGACCGGAUUACGAUGAUACGAAUCCCUUUUGUUUGUCUUGCCUUUUUCAAGAAGUGUUUUACUUUAUCAGUGUUUUCAUGUAUUGCGAUUGACGGUGAAAAGAAAUCAUGACUAUCAAGUGGAUGGCUGUGUAUGGCAAAGGGGAUUCUAUUUAUAUUCUUUUUUCAUAUUUGGUGCGUGUCCUCGGGGCGGAUGUAACUAUCGACUUUCUGUGUAUGUAUGUGGCAUUGUGAUUACUGGGUGACUUUGCGGGAAAUGGCUUGGAUUGGGAUAUCUUAUCUGGAUGGACUGGCCAUAUCAGAGCUACAUAGGAUUCUCUAGCUCUUAGAUUUAUUUGCAUAUGGACUUGCAAAUGAAGAAAUAUGAUUUAUGUUGUUUUCAACGGG
Messenger RNA from Coccidioides immitis RS, 2433 nucleotides. Its product is annotated as C2H2 finger domain-containing protein. Bases 1 to 1788 code for a protein of 595 amino acids. The transcript has 3 exons. The record is from RefSeq and is a predicted model, not a curated record. Lineage: Eukaryota; Fungi; Ascomycota; Eurotiomycetes; Onygenales; Onygenaceae.